Messenger RNA from Nerophis lumbriciformis (worm pipefish), 2143 nucleotides. RefSeq lists its product as uncharacterized. Gene Ontology annotation, cellular component: GID complex. The record is from RefSeq and is a predicted model, not a curated record. Gene Ontology annotation, biological process: negative regulation of gluconeogenesis; protein targeting to vacuole; proteasome-mediated ubiquitin-dependent protein catabolic process. Lineage: Eukaryota; Metazoa; Chordata; Actinopteri; Syngnathiformes; Syngnathidae. Gene Ontology annotation, molecular function: protein binding.
CGAAGUCCACUUACUUUCCUGGGAGCUCGGUCCCUAUCACACUACAACGUAAGGCUCCGAGGAGAAUUUGGAGGCUGGAGGUCUGCUUCAGACCCCCGCAACGCUUCUUCGUGGACACCGACAGAGUCUGUCACUCAGUCGGCCAUUGACCAUUUUGGUGCCCAGCCAGCGAAGCGGGAGCCAUGCCUGUCCCCGCUGGAUACAUUAGCGGCUCCCAUUGCGCGGCCUUCGCGUCCUCGGCCUCACUUAUCCCGCCGCCCCCGAUCAACACCCAGCAACCCGGUGUUGUCACCUCGCUGCUGUAUAGCGGCUCCAAGUUCAGAGGGCACCAAAAGAGCAAAGGGAACUCUUACGACGUGGAAGUUGUCUUGCAGCAUGUCACCAUGGAGGACUCUUACUUGUGUGGCUACCUGAAAAUAAAAGGACUGACUGAGGAAUACCCGACUUUAACCACGUUCUUCGCUGGCGAGAUCAUCAGCAGAAAACGGCCGUUUCUCACCAGGAAGUGGGAUGCAGACGAGGACGUGGAUCGUAAACACUGGGGCAAGUUCCAAGCCUUCUACCAGUAUGCAAAGACUUUCAACACGGAUGAGUUUGACUAUGAGGAUCUUAAAAAUUCUGAUUAUAUCUUCAUGAGGUGGAAGGAACAGUUCCUGGUCCCAGACCACACAAUCAAAGACAUCAGCGGUGCUUCUUUUGCUGGAUUUUACUACAUUUGUUUCCAGAAAUCCACAGCAACAAUUGAGGGCUACUACUACCACAGAAGCUCAGAAUGGUACCAAUCCCUCAAUCUCACUCACGUCACUGAGCACAGCGCUGCCAUUUAUGAGUUCCGGGUUGGAAUUGUCAUCUGCCCAUUGGUCUCACAGACGUACCGUUCUGUUUCCGCCUACGAGACCAAAGACACCAAGAACCAUCCCUUUAAAGUAGCCCUGGAUGAAAAAGUGGAGGUGCUGAUCAAGGACCCUGCUGGUUGGUGGUUGGUGGAGAAUGAGGAAAAGUGUAUGGCAUGGUUCCCAGCUCCCUACCUGGAGAAAGAGGACAAUGAGACCGGAUUCCAUUUGGGAGGUGCUCUCUACUGUGCUGUAAGGAGUUAUUCCGCCAAGAAGGAUGACGAGGUGUCCGUGCCUAUUGGUUCUGUGGUGGAGGUUCUAAAGAUGUCGGACGAUGGCUGGUGGUUUGUCAGAUUCAAUGGCAAGGUAGGCUACGUCCCGUCCAUGUACCUGAAGCCCAACUGCAGCCCCCGCACUGGACUUGACAGCCUGCAGAGGAAGCUGCAUGGCUCCGCCCUCAACCUGUCUUCUUCUUCCCCUACGUCUUCUUCAUCCGCCCAGCUCAUUAAGCAGCCCAGAGCUCUGCCUAGCGAGCGUGGCUAUCUGUCCAAAUACCAACCCGUAGAGACGCAAACCCACGCCGCCCGGCCUGCCCAAGCCGAGGUCAACGUGAACGCCGCCCUCUUAAAAAACCGACCUCGCAGCAUCAGCAACUCAAGCAUAGAAUCCAGCUUAGCCUCUAUCAACAACUAUUCUUCACGUUUAAGAGAGGACACCUCAGUACCCCAUCCGAGAAACCAACGCCGCAGCUCCAGUGCAAGUUAUGUGAGCUCUGUGAGUUCCGGCAGCUCUGAGAGUUUUACAAGCUGCACUUCAAGCGGCAGCGACACAGCAAGUCUGAUUGCUCCUUCGAUUCCACCCAGACCCAAGAAAGAGGAGAUCCUGAACCGGUGCACGUCCGUGACCCGUCAAGCAGCUAUGAACACUCAACCCCGCCUCCAGCUGCAGCGUGGAACAUACAAUGAAACUCGCUUAUGAGGACAUAUUCCAAAUACUGAACAAUACAUCUCGUCAUACUCUCACUUUAUUAUUUCUUAUUUACAACUUUGUCACCUCCUUUGCUUAGGUCAGGCGUGGUUUGCUAAUGGAAUCACCCGACUGAGUAAAUGAGAACAUCUGCUUGUAUUUAAUGGCAUGGUUUGACUAUUUCACAUGUGCAAUGUCGCUUCAAUGAAGCACCUUGUAGGUAGAAAAUUGUUUGCACUGACAUCAUUAGCAUUGGUUUCAUUUUAUAAGCCUAUAUGCAAAAAUAAUGAGCUUAUGAUUGUGAGUUUCAUAAUGUGUCACAUAACUGAAUAAAAUUUGCACUU